This is a messenger RNA of Telopea speciosissima, 778 nucleotides long. Its product is annotated as trihelix transcription factor GT-3b-like. The transcript is spliced from 2 exons. The record is from RefSeq and is a predicted model, not a curated record. The coding region runs from base 20 to 778 and encodes 252 amino acids. Lineage: Eukaryota; Viridiplantae; Streptophyta; Magnoliopsida; Proteales; Proteaceae.
CCUGAGAGAGAGAAAGAAGAUGAUGGGAAGCGGAGAUAACGAAGGCUUAGGUCGACUGAACAUGAUCUCAUCUGUGCCGCUGCAAGUGCAACCAUCCACCAGCGAGAUGCAAUCGACGAGCGUUUCACUCAAAAAGGAUGAUAGAGUUCCUCAGUGGAGCCAUCAAGAGACGAAAGAUUUUAUCACUAUCAGAGCCGAAUUAGAGAGGGAUUUCACUGUUACGAAGCGAAACAAGACGCUGUGGGAGAGCGUUGCAGUAAAGAUGAAGAAGAGAUGCUACAGAAGAAGCCCUAAUCAGUGCAAGUGCAAGUGGAAGAAUCUCGUUAAUCGAUACAAGGGGAAAGAGACAUCUGAUCCAGACAAUGGACGGCAAUGUCCGUUCUUUGAGGAGCUACAUGCGGUUUUCGUUGAAAGGGAGAAGAAUAUGCAGAGAUUAUUAUUGGAAUCAGAGGUUGGGAAUGUGCAGGCGAAGAAGAAGGUGAAGAAGCUGAGUGGGGGAGAUCGAUCUUCUGAUGAUUUCUCAGAGGACGAUGAAGAGGAUGAAGAUGAAAGCGAAGAAGAGCGACUCACGAGGAGUGGAAACCGCCGGAAGAGGAAAGCUGAUAAGGAUAAGCAUCUGCAGCAGCCGAGGACCUCGGAGAGAUCAGUGAGGAUUAUUGGUGGGAGCAUUCAGGAGAUGUUGCAAGAGUUCUUUAAUCAGCAGCAGAGGAUGGAGAUGCAGUGGAGGGAGAAAAUGGAGAGGAGGGCUCAAGAGAGGAGGUUGUUAGAGCAAGAGUGA